Messenger RNA from Penicillium manginii, 2283 nucleotides. RefSeq names its product transcription factor domain-containing protein. Gene Ontology annotation, biological process: regulation of transcription by RNA polymerase II; DNA-templated transcription. The record is from RefSeq and is a predicted model, not a curated record. Bases 1 to 2283 code for a protein of 760 amino acids. The transcript is spliced from 3 exons. Lineage: Eukaryota; Fungi; Ascomycota; Eurotiomycetes; Eurotiales; Aspergillaceae. Gene Ontology annotation, molecular function: RNA polymerase II cis-regulatory region sequence-specific DNA binding; zinc ion binding; DNA-binding transcription factor activity, RNA polymerase II-specific. Gene Ontology annotation, cellular component: chromatin.
AUGAGCAGCAAGCCCUAUCAGUGCCGCCGAUGUCCACGGGCCUUUGCCCGUCUGGAGCAUCUCCAGCGCCACGAUCGCUCUCACACCAAAGAGAAACCCUACACCUGUGGCCAAUGCCCCAAGGCCUUCACGCGAAAGGACUUGCUGGCUCGUCAUGAACGACUCACCCAUCAAAUCGGAGACAGUCCCGCAAGCCAUGCACAAACACCCUCGCCUUCCCGUCCCGUUUUUGAUGGCCUGGAUACAUUAGCAUCGGUUGUGGCCAACCACGGUCACCCUCAUCUGCCACUGCCAGGGAGCAAUGGCCAAUUUACGGACGCGCUCCCCGCUCGCGAGGCCCCGGUGACGCCUGCAACCCAAUCGCAAAAUCCACAAACUCCGUCGGCAGGCCCGACGACUCCGAUGGAUGGCUCGGUUUUUGGCUAUGCAAUCGAUAGUCUAACUGCAGGCUCAUACGAAGGGAACGACUUCACCUCUUUCCUUGACAGCGUUCCUCUGCCGAGUCACCCUUACUCCCCCGCUUUUCAGCCCCUUCCCCUAUUCCCGCCUCUAGUAUUCUCCCCAGUCACGGACUAUGAGCAGUCCUCAGAAAGAGAUCAUCCAUCCGCAGAGACGGCUUCCACCCCAUCAAGCUCUGUGCUGCCCCGUCAUGGCGCACAUCUGCCAUCCCUGCAACCAGAGGGGUACCAAACUAGCGCCAAGGCACGCCAGCCCACAGGAUUCGUUCCUGUCACAAGUCAAUGCCGUGAUAAAGUUCUCACCCUUCUAAAGGGCUUUGCCACUGUAGCGCCGAAUCCUUCGCUGCCUUCCCGCCAUGCACUGUCUCGAUGUCUGACGGGAUAUCUGAUGGGAUUUCACGACCACUACCCGAUCGUACAUAAGCCUACACUGGACAUCGACUCUCUGGGACUUCCACUUUUCCUCGCCAUGGCCGCUCUAGGUGCUCGCUAUAGCCGAGAGCCGGAUACAAGCAUGCGCCUAUAUCAAAUCGCUAAACCUGUCACGCUAGAGCAUUUUCGCAGAGUCUUUCAGUCGGGUAGCUUACCAGCAGUGAACGCAGCUAAUGAUAUUGAUACCCUUGAAACCGUUCAAGCGCUGCUAAUGCUUAUGUCUGUCUCGUCGUGGUUUGUGGAUAAUCCGCCAUAUCACGAUGCGCUGUCGAUUCAAAGUCUGAUGGUGACGCUCCUCAGAAAAGACGGUGUUAACCUUUUACCGGAGCAAGAUGGUUCAUGGGCCAGCUGGAUCCGUUAUGAAAGUGUGAAGCGCACGAAGCUGAUCGUUUUCUGCUUUUUCAAUAUUCAAACAAUAGUAUUCGACAUACCCCCAGUCAUCUUGACCGAAGAGCUAUCUAUGGACCUCCCCUGCACGGAGCGAGAAUGGCAGGCUGCUACUCCGGAACAAUGGGAAGCGGCGCGAAGCCAAAGUCAAGGGGAGCCGGGAUUCCAAGCUGCCCUGUUGGCUUUGUUUGCCCCUGAAAGUGCAAUGGAGCCAGGGUUCUCCUCUCUAGGUGGAAUUGUGUUGAUCCAUGCGAUGCUUCAAGACAUCUGGGUGAUGACCAAAGCGACUCGCUUGGCUCUGUCACGAUACAACCGGCUCGGCCCACCUGUCCCCUCAACACCAGGGCUGCUUGCCGUUGAACAGGCAUUGGAGAGAUGGUGCCAGUGCUGGGAGCGCAAUCAAGAGUCAUCGAUUGACCCCCUCAGUCCACACGGCCCACUGUCCUUUACUUCCGCAGCCCUGCUCCGGCUAGCGUAUAUCCGGCUGAAUGCAGACUGCGGUUCAGCCCGGCAGUUGCAGACUUGGGAUCCAGUGCAAAUUGCUGCCAGUCUUAAUGAUAAUCUCUCCGUGCAACGUGGAGAUCGCCUAACAAGAGCAGCGCUCCACUGUGCACAUGCACUAAGUACCCCAGUCAAGCUCGGGAUCGGAUUUGUGGCGCACUCACAGGUCGCUCUAUGGUCGAACCAGCACGCCCUAUGCUCGCUUGAAUGCGCAGUGCUUCUGGCUAAAUGGCUCGAAGCGGUGACCGUAGUGAAUCCAGAUCCCGCAUUAACGAAUCAGGAGACUCGCUUGAGGGACUUUGUGUUGGAGAUGGUGAUGGAGGCCCAACACGAUGUUUCACGCGAGUGGCUCCUUGCGACUAAUACUCGACUCAGUGCAGCUGUUACUAGACUAUGGGCGCGACUUUUCACUGCGGACUAUAUUUGGGAGAUGGUGAAUCUAAUCGGGCGAUCAUUAAGUAGCUACGCGGAUCUUUUAGAGCAGAAGACAGCCCAUGUAAACUAA